Messenger RNA from Recurvomyces mirabilis, 585 nucleotides. RefSeq lists its product as uncharacterized. NCBI's taxonomy places the organism in Eukaryota, Fungi, Ascomycota, Dothideomycetes, Mycosphaerellales, Teratosphaeriaceae. Bases 1 to 585 code for a protein of 194 amino acids. The record is from RefSeq and is a predicted model, not a curated record. The transcript is spliced from 2 exons.
AUGAAGCAACCUUUCGAUGAGAUGGCGAAGGGGGUGCCGAAGGCUGAUGCGCCCACAGAGGCUGCUGCGCCGAAGCAGGAAGAACAGGCUUUGCCCAAGCUCAGUCCACAAGAGUUUAGGAUGUAUAACAGGAUGUCGGAGCAUAUGGAUAUGUUUCAUGAGCACUUCAGGCAUACCUGGAACACCCUCUACGGUGCCUGCACAUCUGGUAAACGACCAGCGGGAAUGUCCAUCCGCACCUUUCUAUCCGAAGGCGAACAGUUUUGUCAACAAUUGACGUUCCACCACAAUAUCGAAGAGCAGCAUAUCUUCCCGAUACUCGCCCGCAAGAUGCCUGCGUUCAAGAAGGAAUUGCAGCUACUGACACAGCACAAGGAGAUUCACAUAGGGCUGGAUAAGCUCGAGGAGUAUCUCGGGAAGUGCAGGAGUGGUGAGAAGGAGUUGAGACUGGAUGAGAUGAAAACGGUCAUGGACUCUUUUGGUACCGUGCUGUGGCAGCAUUUGGACGAGGAGGUGCAUGAGCUGAGGGCCGAGAAUAUGAGGAAGUACUGGACGCCGGAGGAGAUGAGGAGGAUACCUAUCUAG